AUGGUGCUAAGGAUUGAGGUGUUUAGUGUAGGGAUUGUUGUAAUAUUGCACCUCUUAGGGAGAGGAGAAGCUCAGUUUGAUUAUGGAGCUGCUUUAACCAAAUCCUUGCUCUACUAUGAGGCUCAGAGAUCGGGCAAAUUGCCGGUGAACCAGCGCGUGCAGUGGCGCGCCGACUCCGCGCUUCACGACGGCGGCGAUGCAGGAGUCGACCUAACCGGCGGAUACUUCGACGCGGGCGACAACGUGAAGUUCGGGUUCCCGAUGGCCUUCACCACGACGCUGCUCUCGUGGAGCGUCGUCGAGUACGGCUCGCAGCUUGGCGCAAAGAACGAGCUGUGGAAUGCGUUGGCGGCGAUCAGGUGGGGCUCCGACUACCUGAUCAAUGCUCAUCCUUCGCCCGACGUUCUCUACGUCGAAGUCGGCGACGGCGACUCCGACCACGCCUGCUGGCAGCGGCCCGAGGACAUGACCACGCCGAGGAAUUCGUACCGGCUGGACGACUCCAAGCCCGGGUCGGACGCUGCAGCUGAGACCGCGGCCGCGCUGGCGGCUGCGUCCAUCGCUUUCCAGGGGUCGGACAAGGGAUAUGCUUCCACUCUCCUCAGCCAUGCAAAACAGUUGUUCGAUUUUGCCCGAAAUCAUCGAGGUUUGUAUCAGAAUAGCGUGCCAGUUGCAGGGAAGUACUACUCCAGCAGCGGAGACGAAGAUGAAUUGGUUUGGGCUGCUACAUGGCUCUUCCACGCCACCAAUGACCAAACCUACCUCAACUACAUUAAAAACGGAAGCAAUGGCGGCGUCCGGUCGGAGUUCUCGUGGGACGACAAGUUCGUCGGCGCCCAAACCCUAGUCUCAAAGCUGAUUCUGCAAGGCAAAAUACCCAACGACGGCGCGUAUUGGCAAUACAAGAACAAUGCAGAUCAAUUCAUAUGUUCAGUGGCUCAGAAGGGGAACAACAACAUCAAGUUGAGCCCAGGAGGGAUGUUGUGGUGGCACCCGUGGAACGAUUUCCAAUACACAACCGCGGCGUUGCUCGUCCUCACCGCUCACGCCGACCACUUGGCGAGUGCAGGUGCCACUCUUCAGUGCCCGGGCGGCACCGUCACGCCCCAGGAUCUAAUCUCAUUCGUUCGAUGGCAGGUAAAUUACAUUCUAGGGGCGAACCCGAAGAAGCUGAGCUACAUGGUUGGGUUCGGGUCAAACUAUCCGGGUCAGGUGCACCACAGGGGUGCAUCGAUUGUGUCGAUUAAGCGAGACCGCAAUCCGGUGUCAUGCCAGGGUGGGUUCUCCUCUUGGUUCAAUAAGAAUGAACCAAACCCUAAUGUGAUCGACGGUGCGAUCGUCGGAGGUCCCGAUGCGAACGACGGGUACACCGAUUCCCGAUCUAACUAUCAGCAGACCGAGCCGGCGACGGUCACGACGGCGCCUUUUGUUGGCGUAUUAGCCAGAAUCGCGUGAGUUAAUGACUUAAUGAUUUGGAUAAAAUGAGGGAUUUAGCUUAAGACAAGAAAAUUCUAGUCUCUAUAUCUAGUACCAGAAGAAAUAUUGUUGGAAUUUCCAUUUGUAAUUUCCAGGGUUCCUGAACAAUGAGAUCAAGAAGUAUAUACAUAUAUAUGUUA
Messenger RNA from Ananas comosus (pineapple), 1616 nucleotides. RefSeq names its product endoglucanase 13-like. Lineage: Eukaryota; Viridiplantae; Streptophyta; Magnoliopsida; Poales; Bromeliaceae. The record is from RefSeq and is a predicted model, not a curated record. Gene Ontology annotation, biological process: carbohydrate metabolic process. Gene Ontology annotation, molecular function: hydrolase activity, hydrolyzing O-glycosyl compounds. Bases 1 to 1455 code for a protein of 484 amino acids. The transcript is spliced from 6 exons.